Hemiscyllium ocellatum (epaulette shark) is the source of this 1814-nucleotide messenger RNA. RefSeq names its product RNA-binding protein 4B-like. NCBI's taxonomy places the organism in Eukaryota, Metazoa, Chordata, Chondrichthyes, Orectolobiformes, Hemiscylliidae. The record is from RefSeq and is a predicted model, not a curated record. Gene Ontology annotation, molecular function: mRNA binding; zinc ion binding. Gene Ontology annotation, cellular component: cytosol. The transcript has 4 exons. The coding region runs from base 159 to 1364 and encodes 401 amino acids.
GCCAUUUUGUGUCGCAGCCGGAGAAGGAGGAGGACGAGGUGGGUCCUGGUGUGUCUGCCCCCGGGUCCGCGAGAAAACCGCUCGGCGAACGUUACCGUCUCCGUCAAUAAACACCGACCCGCCCGCAGCGAGUGUUCCGGGAAAAGAAGAAUAUAAAGAUGGUGAAGAUUUUCGUGGGGAACCUGCCGCGGCCAACCACCGCCGAGGAAAUCCGGGCCCUGUUCGAGAAAUACGGCGAAGUCAGCGAGUGUGACCUCAUCAAGAAUUAUGGAUUUGUGCAUAUGGACAACAAGGAAGCAGCAAAGGAGGCCAUUGAGAACCUGCAUCACUACAAGCUGCAUGGGGUCGCCAUCAAUGUGGAAGCCAGCAAGAGCAUGACCAAAUCCUCCACCAAACUCCAUGUGGGCAAAGUGAGCCCCAACUGCACCAGCCAGGAGCUGCAGGCGAAGUUCGAAGAGUAUGGCACUGUUCUCGAGUGUGAUAUCAUCAAAGAUUACGCAUUUGUGCACAUGGAGAGGGGAGAGGAUGCCAUGGCAGCCAUCAAGGGGCUGGAUGGCACAGAGUUAAAAGGAAAACGGAUUCAUGUUGAACUGUCUAAGAGUCGGCUGCGGGUACAGCCUGGGAUGGGUGAGAAGAACACCUGUUUCCGCUGUGGGAAAGAUGGCCAUUGGUCCAAAGAGUGCCCUGCAGAUCGGCAGGAGAUGGGCCUUGGCUUUGCUCAUGACUACCUUGACCCGUACGCCAUGCACCACCGUUAUGGGGAGCAGCCCUUUUACGACAGCAGGUAUGUCGACUACUAUGAGAAGUACCGAGCUGGGGCAUAUGGAGCAGUGGGGACUCCGUACCCAGACCGCUGGGGCACCCCUAUGGCUGGCUACGGCGCUUCCAUGAGAGAGCGCAUGCCUAAAGCGUUGGAGGCGUACAGCCAGAGCUCCAUAAGCCAGCCACCGACCUAUUACGCCCGGGAUCGGAGCCCACUGCGGCGGCCGACCGCAUCGACCAUCACCGACUACGCCACUGCCGCGACUGAGUAUGCAGCUGCCGCAGCUGCAGCCGCUGCCACCAACUCCGACUAUGGGGCAGCCACCUCCACUGCCGAGUAUACUGCCAGUGACUACGCUGCUGCUGCUGCCAGCUAUGCUGCUCAAGACUAUGCCAGUGCUAACUAUGCCACUGGCAACUAUGCUGCUGCUACCACGACCGCUGACUACGCCAGUGCCAACUACAGCGCCAGUGACUACGCAGCCGCCGCUGCUGCCUAUGCGUAUGACUAUGGACACACCAUGAGCAACAGUGGUGCCUACUCUACAGCGGGUACAACAGCGGAGGCCUACGCGGAGCAUUCUCAAUACUCCGCUUAUUAGCCACAAGGUUUGGUAAUACCCGUUGACGAGAACCGCGGUUUCCCUUGGUACACACACAAACUCGGGUCGUACGUUGUGCGGAUUACACUCACCGUCGGGAUUUAGCGCGGAGGACACCAGGGGAAAAUGCUAUCUGUAUACCUAAAUAUUGAUGGUUCUCUCUUUUUUUUAAAAACUAAAGAAGGAAGGAAAUAGCUGCAAAAACUUAUCUUUUUUCUCAAGAUCUGUGACCAUUUUUAUUUUGCCUUUUUUUUUUGAAAGUUCUGUACAUUGCAAUUUUUUUCCAAAGGAAGAGAAUAAAAAUCUUUUGGUUUGAUGUUACUUGUAACUGUGUUUUGUAAUGGGUGAACUCUCUCUGACGUGAAGUUGUCCUCUAGUUUAAAGUGGAUUGUGGCCGUAAUAUAGCCGCCCUUGUAGUACCCUGCAAUAAAUGAUCAGUAUUGGACCUGA